This is a messenger RNA of Archocentrus centrarchus (flier cichlid), 714 nucleotides long. Its product is annotated as high affinity immunoglobulin gamma Fc receptor I-like. The coding region runs from base 1 to 714 and encodes 237 amino acids. The transcript is spliced from 5 exons. NCBI's taxonomy places the organism in Eukaryota, Metazoa, Chordata, Actinopteri, Cichliformes, Cichlidae. Gene Ontology annotation, cellular component: external side of plasma membrane. Gene Ontology annotation, biological process: cell surface receptor signaling pathway; immune response. The record is from RefSeq and is a predicted model, not a curated record. Gene Ontology annotation, molecular function: transmembrane signaling receptor activity.
AUGGAGGUGGGAGCUCUCCACAGACUGUAUGCAGGUUUUCACAUCGUUCCAGACAGACUGCAGCUUUUUCAGUACGAGUCUCUUUCUUUUCACUGUGACGCUCCCGAUGGUUCUGCUCAGUUACGCGGGGUCAGGAAUACUGAGGGAUUUCUUUCAGCAUGUGACAUGAAGCAGAGCUCAACAGCAUACUGCACCAUUCAUAGAGCCUAUCAAGCAGACAGUGGAAAAUAUUGGUGUGAGACUGAAGGAGGAGAGAGAAGCAGCACUGUCAACAUCACUGUCACUGCUGGCUCCGUGAUCCUGGAGAGUCCCGUCUUUGCUGUGUUGGAGGGUCACUGUGUGACUCUGAGCUGCAGGAACAAGUCCACUUCCUCCCAGCUCCACGCUGAUUUCUAUAAAGAUGGAGUCCUCAUAGGGAACAGCACAACAGGAGACAUGAUGAUCCACAGUGUGUCCACAGCUAAUGAAGGACGGUACAAGUGCAGCAUCUCUGAUGCUGGUGAAUCACCAGAGAGCUGGCUGGCUGUCACAGGGAGCGCAGCCUUCACAGACCGCUCGACUCAAAUUUACCUCAUCCUGAGGACUGUUUUCACUGUGGUGAUGGUGGCUCUGCUGCUGCUGCUGCUGGGACUUCUUCACUGCGGGAAACUAGGCAGUACUCAUCAGCAUGUAAGCAGCAUUACCUCACUGGAAAUGUUUUUGAGACAGAGAUAG